This is a messenger RNA of Pomacea canaliculata, 784 nucleotides long. Its product is annotated as COMM domain-containing protein 8-like. Lineage: Eukaryota; Metazoa; Mollusca; Gastropoda; Architaenioglossa; Ampullariidae. The transcript has 5 exons. The record is from RefSeq and is a predicted model, not a curated record. The coding region runs from base 81 to 644 and encodes 187 amino acids.
AAAAACCGAAAGCAUGGAUUGGCCUGUCCAAAGUGAGGCAUUCAAUCAAAAUACGCCUAACAAAGAAAGCUGCAGGUGCUAUGAUGGCGGAAACAGAAUGGGAGGCGGUGGCUGUAAUUUUGUCAAAACUGUCUGCUGCAGAAAUAAAUAAACUGUCCCACAUUAUAGCAGAACAGAUAACUUUCAACAAAGUUCCCUCAUCAGAAGCCUGCAUGAAAAAGUUGUCCAAUGAGGAGUGGUGUCAUGUGACUCGCUUACUUAGUAAAUUUUACAAGACUGCAAUAAAACAAGCCUUGAGUGAAGAGCAGAUCCAGGAGUGUCUACAUCAACUUCCAGAAGAACAGAAAACAGCUAUCAAGAAUGCAAUUUCAACACACAGGCAAGACCUUCGAUUAAGCCUACUUGAUGAUACCACUGCUGUUUCCCAGUGUGUUCUCAAGGACUUUGAUUGGCAAUUAAAGCUGGUGAUGUCAUCAGACAAGCUGUCAUCUGUAAAUGAGCCUUUGCUGAAUGUUGACCUAAACCUCCAAGAUGGAACAGGAUCAUUUGAGCAGGUGGCAGUAGAACUUGAUCAGGCAGAUCUAAAGAAAUUUCUGGCUUCUUUAGAAGCCUGCAGCAAGGCAGUGCAACAAUUGACAGUAUGAGGCCUAUAGAGUGGAUUUCUCAUAAAGUACCAACAUUCAUAAUAGGAUCACCUGCAAAAGAUCUUACCAAUCAUUAACAUUUUGCGCAUGUCAUCUUAAAGAUGUUUAUAAGACUUGUAAUAAAAUAUGAAAGUAUUUGC